AUCAUUUAUUUCAGUUAGGGACAGUGAUGCAAGUGAAGUGUUGCCUUUAACCAAGAACUGGGACUUUGGAUUUAAAUUGAAGUGUUGAAAAAUAAAUUUAAUUCUAAGAUUGUGACUGAUUUUUUUAUUUUUUGUUUUGUUUGAAAUAAAGAAAUGGGUCUCUUAACAGAAGGCAGACCUCUCUCGUGGCCCGAAACCAAAGCCUUGGCCGAUCAUGUGCGUCGUCAUGGCAUUGAACAAUUUAUAAAUCAUUAUCAUCGACUCAAGGAUCGCAGUGGCGACACCCUGAAAUGGGGUGAUGAAAUCGAAUAUAUUUUAGUUAAAUUCGAUGAACGUCAGAAAAAAGCCCAAGUAGCUUUGAAGGCUCAGUCAUUGUUGGAUAUUUUAAAUGAAAAGGAAGAAACUAAUCCACAUGCUUGUAAGGCACUCUGGCGUCCUGAGUUCGGGGCGUAUAUGAUUGAAGGUACUCCGGGAAAACCAUUCGAGGGUUUUCUUACACAUUUCACAAUGUUGGAAGCCAAUAUGCGUCAUCGUCGUGAAGAAGUCACGGAUCUCUUGGAACGCGAUGAAUGUAUUUUGUCGAUGACAAAUUUCCCCCGUUUGGGUUGUGAGGACUUUACCUAUCCAGUAUAUAAACCACAACCGAAUAAUCCAAAUUCGGUGACAAUGUCAAAAUAUUAUCCCGAUGAGGCAUCGUUUAGUGGUCAUCCACGUUUCAAGACAGCUGCCAAGAAUGUUCGAAUGCGUAGAGGUGAAAAGGUGGCCAUUAAAGUUAAAGUAUUCAAGGAUAAAUUUACCAAAUAUCCAGUGGAAGGAAGCCCCAUAAAUGAACCAGAUGUUGUGUUGCUGGAUGCGACAGGUUUGGGCAUGGGUUGUGGUUGUUUACAGGUCACUUUUCAGGCGGCAAAUAUGCAAGAGGGCCGUUUGCUAUAUGAUCAAUUGGCCACAAUGUGUCCCAUAAUGUUGGCACUGACCGCAGCUGCCCCCAUCUACAGAGGAUAUUUAACAGAGACAGAUUGUCGUUGGCAGAUAAUAAGUUCCUCGGUAGAUUGUCGCACACCAGAAGAUAAAUCCUUUAUACCCAAAUCACGUUGUGACUCAAUAAGUUCAUAUCUCUCGGGAGAGGGUGAAAAGUACAAUGACAUACCACUGCCAUACCAUCAACGGGACUAUGAACACCUGAGACAGGGUGGUGUCGACCACCUAAUGGCCCAACACAUAGCCCACUUGUUUGUGCGUGACACGAUUUGUUUGCUCAGCGAAAAGGUCUAUCAGAACGACAAGGAGGACACCGAUCAUUUUGAAAAUAUCCAAUCCACAAAUUGGCAGACAAUGCGUUUCAAGCCACCACCACCAAACUCCUCCAUUGGCUGGAGAGUCGAAUUUCGUCCCUGUGAUGUACAAAUAAGCGAUUUUGAAAAUGCCGCUGUAGUUUGCUUCAUUAUUCUACUUACCCGGGUGAUAUUGGCAUAUGAUCUGAAUUUGUUGCUGCCCAUUAGCCGGGUCGAUGAAAACAUGAAGACGGCCCAGAAGAGGGAUGCAUGCCGGCAGGGAAAAUUCUAUUUUCGCCGUAAUAUUUUCAAUACUUCUGGCAGCAUGGAAAGUAAUGGAUGUGGUAAUGACAAUGGUUGCGAGACUAUGAAUGGUUAUCACACAGAGGCUGGAAGAGAUGAAGAGGAGGAAUAUGAAUUAAUGACAAUUGGGGAUAUUAUUAAUGGAAAGUCCAACACAUGUCCAGGCUUGAUACCCUUAAUAUUCAGUUAUUUAGAAACCAUGGACGUUGACAGCAAUACCUAUGGAACAAUAGAAAAAUAUCUAACUUAUUUACAAAAACGGGCUUCGGGUGAAAUACUAACCGGCGCUCAAUGGAUACGAGAACAAGUUCUGAAACAUCCAGAGUACAAACAUGACUCCAUUGUCAGUGACCGGAUAAAUUAUGAUCUUCUGAAACGUAUUCAGGAACUUCAAAAUGGAAAAUUUGCCGAACAAAUUUUAAGAUCUGGUUGAUACGGCAAAUUUACGGAUUGUGCCCUGCUUCGGUAUUUGUUCGAUGACUUCUUUUGCCCGAUGUGCUGUGACCUCCCCGCAUCAAAGUGAAAAUCACAAAAAACCUCUACUACUAAGAACAAAAUUUGGAGAUUUCAAGGUCUCGUGAUUUUAAUGUAAAUACUAAGUAUUUGUGUGUAAAUACUUUCUAUAAUGAAAUUUAUAUUAGUAUAAGACUUGUUUGAAUUAACAAAUACAAUUUUAAAAAAAAUAUAUUCAUACAUAUGUAUAUGUAUAAUAACAAUUAUUUGUUAUUCCAGUAAA
Messenger RNA from Musca domestica (house fly), 2310 nucleotides. Its product is annotated as glutamate--cysteine ligase. The record is from RefSeq and is a predicted model, not a curated record. Gene Ontology annotation, biological process: glutathione biosynthetic process. Gene Ontology annotation, molecular function: glutamate-cysteine ligase activity. Lineage: Eukaryota; Metazoa; Arthropoda; Insecta; Diptera; Muscidae. Bases 154 to 2007 code for a protein of 617 amino acids. The transcript is spliced from 4 exons. Gene Ontology annotation, cellular component: glutamate-cysteine ligase complex.